This is a messenger RNA of Charadrius vociferus (killdeer), 513 nucleotides long. Its product is annotated as gonadotropin-releasing hormone II receptor-like. Gene Ontology annotation, biological process: G protein-coupled receptor signaling pathway. The record is from RefSeq and is a predicted model, not a curated record. Gene Ontology annotation, cellular component: membrane. Gene Ontology annotation, molecular function: gonadotropin-releasing hormone receptor activity; peptide binding. Lineage: Eukaryota; Metazoa; Chordata; Aves; Charadriiformes; Charadriidae. Bases 1 to 513 code for a protein of 170 amino acids. The transcript is spliced from 2 exons.
AUGAAGGACGCCGGCGUCUCCUCCCGGGAGGUUCAGCUCCGCCGCUCCUACAACAACAUCCCCCGGGCCAGGAUGCGCACGCUCAAGAUGUCCAUCGUCAUCGUCCUCACCUUCAUCGUCUGCUGGACGCCCUACUACCUCCUGGGCCUCUGGUACUGGUUCUCCCCGGAGAUGUUGACACGGGAGAAGGUGCCGCCGUCUCUCAGCCACAUCCUCUUCCUCUUCGGCCUCUUCAACACGUGCCUGGAUCCGCUCAUCUACGGGCUCUUCACGGUGCAUUUCCGCAGGGAGAUGUGGCGCGCUUGUCGCUGCGGCCGGCGCCGGCACCAGCAGGAGGUCGCCUCCGCCCUCACCGGUUCCUUCCGCGUCUCCACCGCGGCCGUGCCGGCCAGGAGAACCGGCAACAGCUCGGAGGGAUCCGGAAAACACGAGCUGGAGGUGAUGGCGGGCGCAGCUCCGCCGGGACGGAGGUGCGAGCUGUGCCGGAGGAGGACGGUGGAGAGCUUCAUGUGA